Pseudoliparis swirei is the source of this 6273-nucleotide messenger RNA. RefSeq names its product glutamyl-prolyl-tRNA synthetase 1 (gene eprs1). Gene Ontology annotation, molecular function: glutamate-tRNA ligase activity; ATP binding; proline-tRNA ligase activity. The transcript has 37 exons. Gene Ontology annotation, cellular component: aminoacyl-tRNA synthetase multienzyme complex; cytoplasm. NCBI's taxonomy places the organism in Eukaryota, Metazoa, Chordata, Actinopteri, Perciformes, Liparidae. The coding region runs from base 138 to 5537 and encodes 1799 amino acids. Gene Ontology annotation, biological process: glutamyl-tRNA aminoacylation; prolyl-tRNA aminoacylation; translation. The record is from RefSeq and is a predicted model, not a curated record.
GCUCGGCUCGUCUCCCUCUCGAGUUGGUUCCGCUGGGGCGCUCUGGUGAGCAGUGUAGUCUCGGGAGUCUACCGGAGUGUUGCUCGGUUAACGUUACUGACACAGUGCACAUUUGUAAGGAAGAAGGACUUCACAGUAUGGCGCUAAACCUCACCAUUAACACAAGCAAUCCGCCGCUCGGAGCGCUUCUGACGGCAGAGCAUGUGAAAGGCAGUGUGCAGGUGUCAGUGGAGGAAGGCAAAGACACCCAGCUUCAUGUCUCAGAUGCGAUCCAGUUCAACGAUGCCAACUCUAUCAGUCGGUACUUGGCCCGUGUGGCUCCCGCUCUUGGCCUCUAUGGAGCCAACAUGAUGGAGCAGACUGAGGUCGACCACUGGUUGGAGUUCAGUGCUCAGCGGCUCUGUAGUCAACCUGCUUUAAGCAAUGCGCUGGUGGAUUUGGAUAAGGCCCUUUCCCUGCGGACCUUCUUGGUUGGACAUACCCUCACCCAGGCUGACCUGUCCGUCUGGGCUGCCCUCAAAGGUCAUGGGGAUUGGCCAAGCCAGGGCAAGUCCUUCUCGCACGUCAAUCGCUGGUUCUCUUUCCUGCGCUCACAGGUUCCCUUCACCGCUGUGGGAAACAAGUAUGCCAGUAAGAAAGCUCCAAUCAGCAAAUCCAACUUGGAUGAGAAGAAGCAAGAUGUUGGCAAGUUUGCGGAUUUGCCAGGAGCUGAGAUGGGCAAGGUGGUGGUUCGAUUCCCUCCCGAGGCCAGUGGAUACCUGCACAUCGGUCAUGCCAAGGCUGCUCUGCUCAACCAGCACUAUCAGAUCACUUUCAAAGGCAAGCUCAUCAUGCGCUUCGACGACACCAACCCUGAGAAGGAAAAGGAGGACUUUGAGAAGGUUAUCCUGGAAGACAUUGCCAUGCUCCAGAUCCACCCAGACCAGUUCACCUACACCAGUGACCAUUUUAUCACCAUCAUGGGAUUUGCGGAUCAGCUGCUCGCUGAGGGCAAAGCCUACAUUGACAACACGCCGCCUGAGCAGAUGAAGCUGGAGAGGGAGCAGCGCGCCGAGUCCAAAUGCAGAAACAACACGGUGGAGCAGAACAUGAAGAUGUGGUCGGAGAUGAAAGCAGGGACAAAGAGCGGUCAGACCUGCUGCAUGCGGGCCAAGAUCGACAUGAACUCCAACAACGGAUGCAUGAGAGACCCCACCCUCUACCGCUGCAAGACCACUCCUCACCCUCGGACUGGAAGCACCUACAACGUCUACCCAACAUAUGACUUUGCCUGUCCCAUCGUGGACAGUUUGGAGGAUGUGACCCACGCCCUUAGGACCACUGAGUACCACGAUCGUGAUGAGCAGUUCUACUGGAUAAUCGACGCACUACGCCUCAGGAAGCCUUACAUCUGGGAGUAUGCCCGACUCAACCUCAACAACACAGUGCUGUCGAAAAGGAAGCUCACCUGGUUCGUCGACCAGGGAUACGUCGAUGGAUGGGAUGACCCUCGCUUCCCCACUGUCAGAGGAGUCCUAAGGAGAGGAAUGACCGUUGAGGGUCUGAAGCAGUUCAUAGAAGCCCAGGGUGGAUCACGGUCAGUGGUGAACAUGGAGUGGGACAAGAUCUGGGCCUUCAAUAAGAAGCUGCCAAUUAGCUGUCUGAAGGUCAUUGACCCGGUAGCUCCCAGGUACACAGCUCUGUCCAGCUCCUACGUGGUUCCUGUCUCCGUCUCAGAGGCUGCAGAGGAGAUGAAGGAGGUGGCCAAACAUCCUAAGAACGCAGAGGUGGGCAUGAAGAAGGUUUGGUACGGACCUCGAGUUCUGGUUGAAGGAGCCGAUGCUGAGACCUUCGCAGAGGGGGAGAUAGUCACCUUCAUCAAUUGGGGCAACCUCAUCAUCACCAAGAUCAACAAGGGGCCCGACUCUAAGGUCGUCUCCAUGGAGGCUCGCCUGAACCUGGAGAACAAGGACUUCAAGAAGACAACAAAGAUAACGUGGCUGGCCGACACCGACAGUGCUCCCCUGCUGCCCGCCAUCUGCAUAAACUACCUGCCUCUCAUCUCCAAGGCCGUCAUCACCAAAGACGACGACUUCAAGGAGUACAUCAAUAAAAACAGCAAGCUGGAGGAGAAGAUGCUCGGCGAUCCUUGUCUGCAGAGCCUGAAGAAAGGCGACGUCAUCCAGCUCCAGAGGCGGGGCUUCUACAUCUGUGACCAGCCUUACGAGGCCAUAAGUCCUAACAGCUGUAAAGAGAGUCCCUGUGUGCUGCUCUACAUUCCCGAUGGACACACCAAGGAGAUGCCGACUGCUGGAUCCAAGGACAAGAGCAAGAGCCAGGCCUCCAGCAAAACGCCUGCUUCGACCCCUACUGAAGCUGCCUCGACACCUUCCCCACCGCCUGCCGCAGCCUCAGCCAGUGACAUGUUCUCGAGCAUCGAAGCACACGGUGAAGCUGUCCGUCAACUAAAGGUUGCCAAGGCUCCUAAAGACGAAGUGGACAAGGCAGUUCAGCAGCUGCUGUCUCUAAAGGUGCAGUUUAAGCAGCAGACGGGUAUGGACUACAAACCGGGCAUGGCCCCUCCCACUUCUACUCCAGCCCCGCCGACCACAUCAACAGACACUUGUUUGUUCACCCAAGUUACCCAGCAGGGCGAGCUGGUCAGGAAGCUGAAUGCCGAGAAGGCGCCUAAGGACCAGGUUGACCUCGCAGUGAAGCAGCUCCUCGCUCUGAAGGCGGAGUUUAAAAAGCUGACUGGUCAGGAUUACAAAUCUGGGAUGGCACCUUCUGCUCCUGCCUCCUCCUCUGCUCCAGCUCCUGCGGCCUCCUCUUCCUGCUCUUCUUCCUGCUCUUCUUCUGGCCUGUAUGAGCGUGUUUCAGAACAGGGGGAGAAUGUGAGGAAACUGAAGUCUGAAAAAGCCCCCAAGGAUCAGGUGGACGCUGCAGUGAAGCAGCUGCUUGCCCUGAAGGCCGAGUACAAACAGGCCACAGGCCAGGACUACAAGCCUGGAGCGGCCCCAGUCCAGAAAGCCCAGGCCCCAGUCCAGAAGGUCCAAGCCCCAGUCCAGAAGGUCCAGGCCCCAGUCCAGAAUAGUCCUAGCGCUGCACCUGCUGCUUCAGGCCUGUAUGAGAAGCUCUCUGAGCAGGGAGAAGUGGUCCGGAAGCUGAAGGUCGAAAAGGCCUCCAAGGAUCAGAUGGACGCUGCAGUGAAGCAGCUGCUUGCCCUGAAGGCCGAGUACAAACAGGCCACAGGCCAGGACUACAAGCCUGGAGCGGCCCCAGUCCAGAAGGUCCAGGCCCCAGUCCAGAAGGUCCAAGCCCCAGUCCAGAAGGUCCAGGCCCCAGUCCAGAAGGACCAAGCCCCAGUCCAGAAGGUCCAGGCCCCAGUCCAGGAGGUCCAGGCCCCAGUCCAGGAGGUCCAGGCCCCAGUCCAGAAGGUCCAGGCCCCAGUCCAAAACAGUCCUAGCGCUGCACCUGCUGCCUCCGGCCUGUAUGAGAAGCUCUCUGAGCAGGGAGAAGUGGUCCGGAAGCUGAAGGUCGAAAAGGCCUCCAAGGAUCAGGUGGACGCUGCAGUGAAGCAGCUGCUGGCCCUAAAGGCCGAGUACAAACAACAGACCGGACAGGAUUACAAACCCGGAUUACAAGCCCCAGGUAGCCAGGCCCAGACUCAGUCCAGCUCUUCCUCGACCAAGUCCAGCUCCCCCCCGCAGGCCGAGGAACUCUUCUCCCAGGUGACCCAGCAAGGAGAGCGAGUGAGAAAGUUGAAAUCCGAGAAGGCCCCCAAGGACGAGGUGGAUGAAGCCAUAAAGACUCUCCUGGACCUGAAGAGCAAGCACAAGACGCUUACUGGACAGGACUACAAACCAGUGGCUGCUGCUGGAGCCACUGGAGGAGAGGACAAAAACCGCAAAGAGAGGGAGAACAAGUCUGAGAAACAGGGAGGAGGAGGACCAGGAGGAGGGAAGAAGGGUAAAGGAGACAAAGCCAACCAGGGCAAGGAGGCUUCCGGAGGAGCAGGAGGCCCAGGAGAGGGUCAAGGACCUAAGAAACAAACACGGUUGGGCUUGGAGGCCAAGAAAGAGGAGAACCUGGCUGACUGGUACUCUCAGGUCAUCACUAAAGCAGAGAUGAUUGAGUACUAUGACGUUAGCGGCUGCUAUGUGCUGCGGCCCUGGGCCUACUCCAUUUGGGAGGCCAUUCAAGACUUCUUUAACCAGGAGAUUAAGAAAAUGGGCGUGGAGAACUGCUACUUCCCCAUGUUCGUCUCGCAGGCUGCCCUGGAGAAGGAGAAAUCCCACAUUGAAGAUUUUGCUCCAGAGGUUGCCUGGGUAACCCGUUCAGGAAAGACCGAGCUGGCGGAGCCCAUUGCUCUCAGACCCACCAGUGAGACAGCGAUGUACCCUGCCUACGCUAAAUGGGUCCAGUCCCACAGAGACCUGCCAAUCAAACUCAACCAGUGGUGUAACGUUGUGAGAUGGGAGUUCAAACACCCCCAGCCCUUCCUGAGGACGAGAGAGUUCCUGUGGCAGGAGGGUCAUACGGCCUUCGCCACCAAAGAGGAGGCAGCUGAGGAGGUGCUUCAGAUCCUGGAUCUAUACGCCCGGGUGUACGAGGAGCUGAUGGCGAUCCCCGUGGUGAAGGGGAGGAAGACGGAGAAGGAGAAGUUUGCCGGAGGCGAUUACACCACCACUGUGGAGGCAUUCAUCUCUGCCAGCGGCCGAGCCAUUCAGGGUGCUACGUCUCACCAUCUGGGUCAGAACUUCGCCAAGAUGUUCGAGAUCAUGUUUGAGGAUCCGAAGAAGCCGGGUGAGAAACAGCUGGUUUUCCAGAACUCCUGGGGAAUCACAACCAGGACCAUCGGUGUCCUCACCAUGGUCCACGGAGACAACAUGGGACUCGUACUGCCACCCAGGGUGGCCUGCCUGCAGGUCGUCGUGAUCCCAUGUGGGAUCACUGCCUCCCUGCCGGAGCAGGAGAAGGAGGCGGUGUUGAGCCAGUGCUCUAAAUACAUGAAAAGGCUGCUGGAUGCUGGCGUCAGGGUGAAGACUGACACACGAGACAAUUACUCCCCAGGGUGGAAGUUCAACCACUGGGAGCUCAAGGGAGUUCCUAUCCGUCUGGAAGUGGGUCCCAAGGAUAUGCAGCAGCGUCAGUGCGUCGCGGUGAGGAGAGACUCGGGCGCAAAGGUGACCAUUCCAGAGGCCGAGGUGGAGAAGAGGCUAGUCGCCCUGUUGGAGGACAUCCAGAGCAACCUGUUUAACAAGGCUUCGGACGACCUGAAGAGGAACAUGGUGACCGCGGAAACGAUAGAACAAUUCCAGAGGGAGUUGGACCAGAAAAAGAUUAUCCAGAUCCCCUUCUGUGGAGGAAUUGAGUGCGAGGAUUGGAUCAAGAAGAUCACUGCCAAGGACCAGGACCUGGAGCCUGGAGCUCCUUCCAUGGGAGCCAAGAGCCUCUGCAUCCCCUUCUCACCCCUGAAGACACUGCAGCCCGGUCAGAUGUGCAUCAGCGGCAAGGAGCCCGCCCAGUACUACACCCUGUUCGGACGCAGCUACUGAGCACCGGCUCAUCUUGUUCAAAAAGAGCUUUCCUGCCUUCUCUCAUCUAUUUGUUUGUGUCUGAUCUCUCAUUAGCAUAUAGAGUGACAGGGGUGUGAGAUAACUGGACUGUGGUAUUAGACUAAGGAGAUUUGUCUUUUUUUAACAUGUUAUGAACACAAGAAAGUGGAGGGGAGAGAAACUGCUUUUCUCCCACAUGGCUCAUUAAUCUUUAAAGAAUACUAACUGACCGUUUGUAUGAGCAUUGGAAGUAAAACCAGAAACUAGGAAAAUAUUCAAUCUUUCCUAUCCUUUCUGAAUUCAUAUUUUUUUAUAAGUUCCUACUCAAUGCUGUCAAAAAAAAGAAGAAGUUUGAUUUAGUUUUUUUUGUUUGGCUUCUGUCAACAGUUAGUAAUUGAGAUGGUCUGCAUCUUUUUUUAAACUGGAAAAACUGUCAAAAAGACAAACAUACGCCUGGGAAAAACUCCCAUCUCUCGCAGUUAAACAGUCUCAGGAACUCUGCAGGUACUCAGUCUUGUAGAUGUGGUAUUAUCAACGCUCUUCCUGUAUGACUGGUUACAGUAUGUGGCUCAUGACUUGGUCAAAUACCAAUUCCUCUGAUCCACCAAAAACCUAAUUACAUAAAGAUGUGAGGAACUGAAUAUGGUAUAAAAAAAAUAUGUUGUGACCUGUCGAUACUCUCCGGUUAAUGAACUCUACAACUUGUCCGUUAUAAAGGUAUUUCCAUUGCAAACUU